Molecule: messenger RNA, 2827 nt
Organism: Monopterus albus (swamp eel)
Lineage: Eukaryota; Metazoa; Chordata; Actinopteri; Synbranchiformes; Synbranchidae
Product: carbonic anhydrase-related protein 10-like
Exons: 9
Coding region: 371-1456 (361 amino acids)
Biological process (GO): one-carbon metabolic process
Molecular function (GO): carbonate dehydratase activity; zinc ion binding
Source: RefSeq, a predicted model, not a curated record
AGUAAAGUUGCCCGAUCCGCUGAAGACGAGCGGUGCGCCACAAACAUCCACUCGAUCCAGAGGAAAAACAGAAGAGAGAAAUUCAUAAUAAACGCACAUCUCAGAUGAAUUUUCUUACGUGUGGAUAACUAGAUGGAUCGAUGACAAACAACACUAAGAACGCCAGAAUGUUGUCCGAGCACCAAACCGCAAAGCUGAGGAGGACGAUACUGUGAGGGCGGAUCUCCUCCGAGGUUUUAACCAUCUCGGCGCUCAGUGAGGGAGAAACGGGUAUAACGAGAACCAGAAGAGGGGAAAAUGCUCCAAGUUUGGCCGUGUCUUUUACCCGUCCCACAACAGCUGCAGAAAAUGAGCAUGAAUUGAACGAAGAAUGCAUGUCGUUUGGGAUAUAUCUGUGAUUCUGCAAACAUUUAUCAUCUGCACGUCAUCAGCUCAACCUAUUACCUCCAAGCUUGAUGGGAGUUGGUGGGCGUAUAAGGACGUGGUCCAGGGAAGCUUUGUUCCAGUCCCAUCCUUCUGGGGUUUGGUGAACUCAGCCUGGAACCUGUGUGCCAUAGGAAAGAGGCAGUCGCCAAUUGACAUUGAGACCAGUCACAUGAUCUUUGACCCCUACCUGACCCCUUUGAGGCUCAACACAGGAGGACGCAAGAUGGGAGGCACCAUGUACAACACAGGGAAGCAUGUGUCCUUGCGACCAGACAAAGCCCACCUAGUGAACAUCUCUGGGGGCCCACUGGGUUACAGCUACCGGCUGGAGGAGGUCCGCCUCCACUUUGGGAGUGAGGACUCUCAGGGUUCAGAGCACCUACUCAAUGGACAGGGCUUUCCUGGAGAGGUCCAGCUCAUCCAUUAUAACCAAGAUCUCUACACCAACUAUAGUGAGGCAGCUAAGAGUCCUUAUGGCAUCGCUGUGGUCUCCAUCUUUAUAAAGCUCUCUGAAAACUCCAACACCUUCCUCAACCGCAUGCUCAACAGAGACACCAUCACCAGAAUCAAUUACAAACAUGAUGCAUUCUUACUGAUGGGCAUGAACAUAGCUGACCUUUACCCUGACACCACACGUUACAUCACUUAUGAGGGCUCGAUCACUAUCCCUCCGUGCUACGAGACAGCCACGUGGAUACUCAUCAACAAGCCUGUCUACGUGACGCAGAUGCAGAUGCACUCCCUGCGCCUCCUCAGCCAGAAUGAGCCCUAUAAAAUCUUCCUGAGUAUGAGCGACAACACCCGGCCCACCCAGCCUCUGCUACAGCGCUGCAUCCGAACCAACAUCAAUUUCAGCAAGCAGGGCCGAGACUGCCCCAACAACCGUGCCCUCCGCCCACAGUACAGAGAUUUCCAUUUGUUCUCUUCUUACUCAUACCCAUGGAUCUCUACUCUGUACUUCCAGUUGCUGCAGUUCUUGUCUGCUUUUUUUCUAUUUCCGCAGUGGGGUCAUUGUGCCUUGACACACUAAACUGCCUUCAACGACUGACUAUGAUUCAUGAGUUUUGCUUUUAUUUUUUAUUACUUAUAGACUGUAGUGAAAACUGUAUUUGAUCAGAGUGAAAAUGCUGCAGCCAGUCACCAGUUGAGUAUCAAUGUGCAGGUGUUCUGUAGCAGCAGUGAGGAAAAUACCUACCCAGUGGUUUGUUUUCUUGACUCUAAAAUUAUGGAAGAAAGAAAAGCAAAACAGCACAGCAAUUUUACACCACACUGAAUGUAGUCAUUGGAAUCAAGCAGAUGAGAAAAAUAAGGAGAAACUGAACUAAAUGGCUGAAAUAGCAGGCUCAUCAACCAGUCAGUCAGUCAGUCAGUCAGUCAUUGGUCUGCAAGACAAAUGGGUAGAAUUGCAAUGAUAUUUAAAGGACAGCAGCCAGUGAUUGAUUGGCUUGAGGAACAGACAGACAGAUCACUGAUCAGAUGCAGAGAUGUCAGGACUGAAGGUGGAAGGAAAGUUAACAGUGUUGAAAAACAGACGUUAUGGAGAGACAUAGAUCAGGAGACUAAAGCCUACAUUAGCCCACCAAGGGAAAUUUGAUUUGGACUGUACAUUGCAGUAUCUCAAUACAAUAACACAAUACAAUUACACACGGCACUAUACUAUACUGUAUAUAAGAAUUACUGCACAAGACCCUGUAGACAAUUGUAUGCCUUAAGUUGUUUUAGGAAGACUGAUACAGGUUUGAAUAAAUGACUAUUUGUAGCAGAUCCGCCUGUAUCUAGGAACUCUCACUCCUGCCAGAAGGUAAAAGCUGAAAUUCACUGUGUAGAAUUUGAGCAGAGUCAGAAACGAUAUUUGUGCUUGACUUGGUCAGGUUCUGUGUAGAGAUCCAAAAUGCAGUUGUAGUUAAGGUGAUUCAAUUCAGCAUAAAAAAGUUAUUAAGGAUGUACCUGGUUGGCUGUUUAAAUAUCAAACUUUAAAAUAUCCACGCCUGUUUGUGACAUAAUGUUACUGAAAAAAAUUCAAAAGCUGUUUGUUUGGUAUUAUCUGUUCCUACCUAAAUAGUGUCUUUGUAUGUUUAUAUCCGUAUAAUAUGUAAUUUUGAUUGUUGGUAUAAAAUAUUUUGGGUAUGUUAAUAUUUUGCACAAAAUGCAGAAUAUAACCAGAUCUGAAAAAGCAAUAAUUUGUUUUCUGCCUAAUUUCCUAUACUGUAAUUUUUCUGUUUUGCUUUAUUCUAUACACACAUCUACUGAAUGUCUGUCCUCCAUUCCCCCCAAUCAAAUAGCAUGCUCAAAAAUAUGAAUAUUUAGUAAAUAUUUAGUCAACACAUUGGUUUGAGUUUAUAUACUUCCUCAGGCACACAUUAGGUUUCUCACUUUCUCUUCACAACUUCCGAAACCUUAG